AUGAGGAGUAUGAUCGAUGGAGGUGUGUGGAAGAACACCGAAGAUGAGAUUCUCGAAGCCGCCGUGAUGAAGUAUGGUAAGAACGAAUGGGCUCGGAUCUCGACUCUUCUCGUUCGUAAAUCGGCCGAACAGUGUGAAGCUCGCUGGUACGAGUGGCUCGAUCCUUCUUCUAUCAAAAAGACUGAAUGGAGCAGAGAAGAAGAUGAGAAGCUUCUACAUCUUGCAAAACCUUUGUCUACUCAGUGGAGAACUAUUGCUCCUAUUGUGGGAUUUACACCAUCUCAAUGCCUUGAAAGGUAUGAAAAGCUCCUUGAUGCAGCAUGUACUAAAGACAAGCAUCCACAUCCUCGUGAGAUUGAUCCAAAUCCAGAAUCAAAGCUUACACGUCCUGAUCCUUGA
Arabis nemorensis is the source of this 399-nucleotide messenger RNA. The record is from the annotation of a GenBank genome assembly. NCBI's taxonomy places the organism in Eukaryota, Viridiplantae, Streptophyta, Magnoliopsida, Brassicales, Brassicaceae.